GAGUCUUGUUGUGGGGUUUGAAUGUUUGAAAGCAUGUGAGGUGGGAAUUGUAGAGUGGAUGUGUGUUUUCUUAUAGAUGCCAAAUAAAAGUGUAAUCAUGAGACUGAAUCAUAGAAUACCCGUUUGCUUACUCCUGGUACUGCGCUUGGUGUCUGUGUUCCUUGUUUCGACAUUUUACGUUCCAGACGAGUACUGGCAAUCAUUAGAGAUAGCUCACAGAUUAGCAUACGGUUAUGGGUAUACAACGUGGGAAUGGAAAGUUGGUAUUAGAAGUUACGUAUAUCCAAGUUUGAUAGCAUUGAUGUAUAAAGUCAUGAACAUAAUUAAAAUAGACACUGUGGAGAACUUAAUUCUUUUACCACGGAUAUUUCAAGCAUUGUUAUGCGUUUGUGCCGAUUUAAUGUUUCUGCGUUGGUGCAGAACAUGUAUUGGUGUUACGAAUGAGUGGGCGCUGCUUAAUAUAAGUAUCGCUUGGUUUCAUGCGUACACUGCGACUCGAACAUUAACUAACACCUUAGAAACGGCGCUGACAUCAAUGGCUUUAUGCUUGUAUCCAUGGACGACAAUGCGGAGAGGAGGAGUGGAAACAACGAAAUACUUGUGGAUCGUAGGAUUUGCCUGCCUUAUGCGUCCAACAGCAUUCGUGAUAUGGUUACCAUUCGCAAUUUAUCACUUCUUGCAGGCUAGUGACUGGAAAGUUUUGAGCCGUGUGUACAUCAUGAGAGCAGCUAUUUUCAUUGUUUUUUCAACUGUUGUAGAUUCACUUUGUCAUGGGUCAGUGACUUGUUCACCCAUUAGCUUUCUCUAUUACAACUUAGUAAAAAACAUAGCCUCCUUCUAUGGAACACAUGGGUUGUUUUGGUAUUUUACUGUGGGUAUUCCUACAGUUUUGGGUGUGCACAUCUUUCCAUUUGUUCUUGGUUGCAAGGAAGUUAUUACUUAUAUACAAGAUAAAGCAAGAAAUGUUUGUUUAGUACUAUUUUUUGCAAUUUUGUGGACAGUUCUGGUAUACAGUAUGAUUCCACAUAAAGAAUUUAGAUUUAUCCUACCCUUGCUUCCAAUGAUGUUAUUUAUUGCAACUUUUUGGUUAGCAGUGUGGGGAAAACGAAACAGUUUUGGUUAUCGUCCAGUAUUUAUGAAAGUAUUUCUAAUACUAGGCUCAGUAAUUCCGUUUCUGUACUGUGGCAUUGUUCACCAAAGAGGAACUCUCGAUGUCAUGAAGAUUUUGGCAGAAGAAUCAGCAAAAAAUCCUAGUAACACUUCUAUAUGGUUUCUCAUGCCAUGCCAUUCCACACCUCUGUACAGUCAUCUCCAUUCUCCUGUGGAUGUAUUCUUUUUGGAAUGUGAUCCAUUGGCUAGUCAAGAUGUGGCUGAUGUCUUUUUCAGCAGUCCCUUGACGUGGCUUCAUGAUAAUUUUCCAGAAACAGGUAGAGGUCCCUCUCAUAUUGUUAUUUUUAACAAACUGUAUAAGAAAAUUGAGGGAUUUCUGUCGUUACGGCACUAUAAACUGUUUCAACAGUUAUUUCAUUCUCACUUUGUAGAAGGUAAUGUAGGUACACACAUAAUGAUUUUCAAAAGAAAUGAGUGAAAUAAAAUUAUAAAAUUAGGAUGUAGGUCUUAUGUGAUGACUCAUUUUUUAUUUGAGCGAAUUUUAUGUGCAGCUUUGGACAAACAUACAAAAACCAUAAAUGUUGGUGAUUUCUUCUUACUGACACUGGUAGUUUCAGUGCACUCUUUUUUUUAUUUGUUCUUAUUAUAUUGCUGCAAUAUAUGGCAUCCUCCCAUAUAUUUGUUUUUAUGUAAAGUAAUAAAUGUUAGUAUAACUGAGAAGUUAAUUUAACAAAGGAGGCGCACUACAUGUAACUGCAGGAAGCUAUUAAUCUAAGAUCUCAUCUCUAAUUUGAUAGGCAUUUAUUAAGUUUUUCGUUGAUAAAAGUGUACUUAAAUAGCAACAGUCAACAUUCUUGUUGUGUAAAGUAAACAUGUGUACAUUAGUGCUGGGAAAGAAACCAUUUUGUGAAUGACUGGGUUUAUCAGGUGAGGCUGUAAGAUAUUUGAAUUUUACGUAGCACUCCAUCUUGAGCGUUACAUCCAACAGAGAAGUGAAUUAUAAAAUUAUUGUUUGAAACUUGUGUUCCUUGUUUUUGAUAACACAAAGCAUUAAAAAGACGAACUAA
Molecule: messenger RNA, 2177 nt
Organism: Schistocerca piceifrons (Central American locust)
Lineage: Eukaryota; Metazoa; Arthropoda; Insecta; Orthoptera; Acrididae
Gene: PIG-B
Product: GPI mannosyltransferase 3
Exons: 1
Coding region: 77-1588 (503 amino acids)
Biological process (GO): GPI anchor biosynthetic process
Cellular component (GO): endoplasmic reticulum membrane
Molecular function (GO): alpha-1,2-mannosyltransferase activity
Source: RefSeq, a predicted model, not a curated record